UUAAUGUUUUACAAUUGCUACCAAGACCACGAUUUUUUCGAGACAGGUCUAAUCCACUGGCAGAUUAUGAUGAUGUAAAUUUUAAACUAAGAUUCAGAUUGUCAAAACUUAUGUUCAUGGAUCUACUUGACAUGAUAAGCAACAAUAUAACUCAAAAUACACUACGAAAUGUGUCACUGUCACCAAUACUACAGCUUCUAAUAGCCCUGAGAUAUUAUGCUACAGGUGCUUUUCAGGCAGUUUUAGGUGAUCAUAUACAUGUCCACAAAUCCACAGUUUACCGUGUCAUUAAAAAAGUUUCUGAAGCUAUUGCACUUCUAAAACCUAAAUAUAUAAAAAUGCCAAGAUCACAAACUGAAAUCAACUUAGCACAAGAUGAUUUCUUGUUAGCACGUAAUUUUCCAAAAGUUAUUGGUGCAAUUGAUUGCACGCACAUAAAAAUUCAGUCACCCAAUAGUGACAUCGGAGAGAAAUUCCGAAAUAGAAAAGGAUUCUUUUCUAUUAAUGUACAGGCAGUGUGUAGUAGCCAUAUGCAAUUUAUAAAUAUUGUAGCUAGAUGA
Messenger RNA from Metopolophium dirhodum (rose-grain aphid), 560 nucleotides. RefSeq names its product putative nuclease HARBI1. The transcript has 3 exons. The record is from RefSeq and is a predicted model, not a curated record. Lineage: Eukaryota; Metazoa; Arthropoda; Insecta; Hemiptera; Aphididae. The coding region runs from base 111 to 560 and encodes 149 amino acids.